This is a messenger RNA of Colletotrichum acutatum, 1899 nucleotides long. RefSeq names its product major facilitator superfamily transporter. Lineage: Eukaryota; Fungi; Ascomycota; Sordariomycetes; Glomerellales; Glomerellaceae. The record is from RefSeq and is a predicted model, not a curated record. The transcript has 2 exons. Gene Ontology annotation, molecular function: transmembrane transporter activity. Gene Ontology annotation, biological process: transmembrane transport. The coding region runs from base 1 to 1899 and encodes 632 amino acids. Gene Ontology annotation, cellular component: membrane.
AUGCCUCACGACAAGCACUCUCUUGACCACCGGGUCUCGGUGGACGGUGACGGCGAGCCUCUCGGCCGCCGCACCUCGGCGCUUGAGGAAGCCCCGACUUUCGUUCCACCAGCGGGUUACCCAGGCAUGCCCGUCACUCGCCGCCGAAGCACAGUCUCUCAAACCUCGCGCGUUACAUUCGAGCACGACCAGUCAGAGGACCUCGAUGAGCUUGUACGAAGUGCGUCGGCCAUCAGCCGGCACAGGUCAAGGGAUAGGCGUGAGUCCAAAGACAACGUCUUUGAGUUGCCCGCCUUCCCCAAAGCCGCAAAGCCUGGCCCCGUGAGCACCAUUCGCGAAGUACCCUCCCAGUUCACUACCCCUCAAUCAACACGGCCACCAUCCCCGGUCUCCGGCGUUAGCUCGGGCCCGCCCUCACCCGGUGGUGGGUCCGGCACACAGACGCCCGCCGAGUACGAGAUCGGCGCGGGGCAAGCCUAUCCGGACGUCGGCACCGUCGCAUCGUUCCGAGGAGCCAUCGUGCUACUCUGCACCUGUGGCGCUCAGCUCAUGGACAACAUCUUCAUGACGGCUGUCAACAUUGCCCUCCCCGCCAUCCAGAAGGACUUCAAGGUUAAGAAUGCGGAGUUGCAGUGGUUGAUCUCGGCAUACACCUUGACCUUUGGUGGCUUCCUUCUUCUCGCCGGCGUCUUUGCGGACCGCUUUGGUCGAAAGAUGAUCUUCUGCGCUGGGAUGGCUACGCUAAGUGUAUGGACAAUUGCCAAUGGUUUCGCGACCUCGUUCAUCCAGCUGGCUAUCUUCCGAGCUUUGCAAGGCAUCGGCGCUGCCAUGACUGUGCCUUCGGCCGUCGGCAUCAUCAGCAACUACUUCAUCGCCAAGGACCGCACGCUUGCACUAACAAUCUUUGGUGCCGCCGGUGCCGUCGGAUUCUGCCUAGGCCUCAUCUUUGGAGGCUUCUUGACUUCAUCGCUUGGCUGGCGAUACAUCUUCUACAUCCCCACUGCCGUCACAAGCAUUCUUGGCAUAAUUGGCUGGGGUCUUCUCCCCAAGGACAGACUCGAGGGCAACUCGAAGCCCAAGCUCGAUUUUGUUGGCGCCGGUCUGUCGACUGCUGGUCUCAUACUGCUCAGCUUCGUACUUUCUAGCGGUGGCGAGUAUGGAUGGGGCAAGGCCUUCAUCAUCGCGCUGCUGGUCGUUAGUAUCGCGAUGAUUGUUGCCUUCACCUACGUUGAGAAGAAGGUUGCCAACCCCAUCAUGCCACUGUCGCUAUGGAAGCUCGAGAACUUUGCUGCUCUUUGGAUCGGUGGCUUCGUAUCAUAUGGAGGAUACCAGACCACGAUCUACUACACCACUCUCAUUGCCCAAGAGGUCAACCACCUCAGCGCAGGACAGACCGCCCUCCGAUUUCUUCCUAUGGGUGCAACAGGCUUCAUCUUCAGCCUCUCCAUGUCCCGCAUGCUCGAGAUCUUCAACACCAAGCUCCUCCUUGUGAUCGGCAUGGCCAUCUGCGCAAUCGCGCCUAUUCCUUCCACGCUCAUGCGACAAGAUGACCUCAACUUCUGGAAGCAUGUCUUCCCAACCACUGUCAUGGGCGUCGCGGGUGUAACAAUCGUCUACUGCACCAUCACCGUCGUGCUGCUGGCUUCGGUGCCGGUCAAUGUCAAGAGCCUGUGCGGCGGCAUGAUCAACACGGCAUUCCAGAUUGGCAGCGGCGUCAGUCUCGCUUUGGCAGGGGCUGUUGUCCAGGCUGUUGACACUAGCAAGGGACACAGUGACUUGCGGCAAUACAAUACUGGUUUGCUGUGCUGCUGUGGUCUCGCUGGCAUCGGCAUGAUUGCUAGCGCGUUUGGAGUGAAGAACAUCGGCAAGGCGGUGGGCGGGCCUGUGAUGGCACACUAA